Messenger RNA from Tilletiaria anomala UBC 951, 4413 nucleotides. Its product is annotated as P-loop containing nucleoside triphosphate hydrolase protein. Gene Ontology annotation, molecular function: nucleic acid binding; ATP binding. NCBI's taxonomy places the organism in Eukaryota, Fungi, Basidiomycota, Exobasidiomycetes, Georgefischeriales, Tilletiariaceae. The transcript has 17 exons. The record is from RefSeq and is a predicted model, not a curated record. The coding region runs from base 165 to 4256 and encodes 1363 amino acids.
GCCUUCUGCCUGAUCAGUAUCGAAGCCUGUACACCUUUGGCUUCUUCAAUGCAAUUCAAUCCGCUUGUUUUGACUCGGUACGCUCUUUGCAUACUGCUAUCUGGGUACAUUCUAAUCCUUUCUUGAUUUGAACGGUACUCAAGGUUUUGAAUACAGAUGAAAACAUGGUGGUAUGCGCUCCGACCGGUUCCGGAAAAACCGUCAUCUUUGAGCUUGCAAUGAUCAGGAUGCUGAUCAAAGGCAACCCUGAGGAUCAGGCGGUGUACAUGGCCCCGAGCAAAGCGUUGGUCGCGGAACGCGUCCGUGACUGGACUCGUCGCUUCGCCCCGCUGGGAAUCACUGUCGCUGAGCUUACUGGCGACACCCAUUUCAGAGACGUCAAGGCUGCAAAGUCCGCUCGUGUGCUGGUCACUACACCCGACAAAUGGGACGCGACCACCAGACGGUUCUUGCAGCAGCAAAAGCUGCAGUCCCGUGUGCGCUUAGUGAUGAUUGAUGAGGUGCACAUGCUCCGUGAUGCGAGAGGACCUCGCCUGGAAGCUGUGGUCGCACGAGUUAAAGUUCAUGGAAACUCUGUCCGCAUAAUCGCUCUUUCAGCUACGGUUCCGAAUGUUCAGGAUGUGGCCGACUGGAUUGGAAAUGACAACUCACAGGCGCAUACAUCCAGCAAGCUGUCAGCCCAAGUGUUCCGCUUUGGCGAGGAAUAUCGUCCUGUUCCUUUGAAACGCUUCGUUUACGGAUAUGGAAAGCAUGAAGUUGCCGGGUACAGCAACGCGCUCGACAAGAAAUUGCUUGCCUUAAUCAAAGACCAUGGAAAAGGCAAGCCAGUGCUGAUCUUCGUUCCGACGCGCAAUGCGACUAUCCAAAGUGCAGACCACCUAGCGAAGGAGUAUUCAAGUCUCCGCAGUGGCCCAAUGAGACCACCUUGGCCUAUCCCCAAAGCUAUCAACGCAUCCUUUGACCAUCUGAAGCUUUCUACCGUCGCCAAGCAGGGCAUUGCUUUCCAUCAUGCUGGCCUGUCUCUCAGGGAUCGAAAGACAAUUGAAGAAAUGUUUCUUGAUGGUCGUCUCAGCGUACUUUGCUGCACCUCGACCCUAGCUGUUGGAACCAACUUGCCAGCCCAUUGUGUCAUCGUUCGCGGAACGCAGAUUUUCGACGAGACUUGGAAAGAGAUGUCUGAGCUAGACCUGAUCCAGAUGCUGGGAAGGGCGGGCCGUCCUGAAUUCGACAAUGAGGGCUGUGCGGUGAUUAUGUGCGACUCUCAGCUCAAAGAAAAGUAUUCGAAUCUCGCGUCUGGAGACACUACGAUCGAAUCACACCUGGGGGAAGAAUUGAAGGAGCAUCUAAACUCCGAGAUUGGCUUGCACGGGUUUUCGACCUCCGAUGCCUUGUUGCGCUGGAUCAAGGCAACUUUCUAUUACGUUCGGCUGAGGAAGAAUCCAGAGCGGUAUGGCCACAAGGCACUUGACGAGACAUUUGAUUGCGACAAGCACCUGUACAAGAUCUGCUCUGAAGCUUUAACUAGCUUGAAAGAGAGCACGUUGGUGUCGAUAUCUAAUGAGAACGACCAGAUUCACGCGACGGAAUUUGGAGACAUCAUGGCGAAGCAUUUUGUCAGCUACAAUUCAAUGUUGAGCCUUAUGAAACAAUCGGAGCACCCCAUUAGCACAAAGGAAGUGCUCGAGAGGAUUUCUGAAGCCGAAGAAUUCAAAACGCUCCGUCCGCGUAGAGGAGACAAGGAUUUUUACGCAGCACUGAUGGCACAUGAUGAUAUCCGCUACCCCCCGGCAAAAGUCUCGGGCGCCCCAGAAAAAGUGUCACUAUUGAUACAAGUUGUUCUCGCAGGAAUCGCAACUUCAGAGUUAAAGCAGCCGCAGCAAAGCAACCCUGUUCUCGAUUCACGGACUAUAUUUCGCGUCGCCCCACGCUUAUCACUUGCAGCCCUGGAUAUCGCCCUCGCUCGCAAAGAUGGGCAUUUCACAGCUGCAGCCUUUGAAGUCAUGCGCGCGAUGCAUGGCCAAGCCUGGGACACGUCACCGUCGGUACUACGUCAACUGGACGGUAUCGGAGAGAAGUCUAUGCGUGUUCUGUCUAUGUCCGGCAUCUCAUCUAUCAGAGAUGUAGCGACAUCCGACCCUCGUCGUCUUGAGCAGCUGCUUUCAAGGCAUCCUCCAUUCGGAAACAAGCUGGUGGCUAAUGCAAAACAAUUCCCUGCAAUCACGCUUGGGCUACAUCAGGUCGGAAAGGCAAGAGGGUCGUCAGGUCUCUCGGUAACUAUGGUGGUAGAAGUGGGACUCGAGAUCUGCGAUGCAAUAUUGAGCAAGCGCACGGACGACGGGACCAUCAGCUUCGCCGCCAUUCUGACCAUGACCUCGGACAAACAGCUGGUCGACUUUCGAAGGACGCCGAUAAAAGUUUUGGCUCGUGCUUCACCACAGACUUUCACCGUCAAAUGCCCACUGACAAAGCCAUCUCAGAGGAUCAUCUGUGUUGCUGCUUGCGACAACAUUGCCGGUACUGCGCUCAAAGCGGAGCUCCGACCCGACGCAGACCCGGCUGAGUAUCCGGUCCCAGAAUUGGACAAAGAAGCAGGAGAGACAGUGCUUGAACAGGUUCAGAAUUCCGAAAUCCAAUCUGAGCCGGUCGCGUGUGGACGAGCUCGCAGCUACGUCGAAAUCCACCCUCACGACUGUCCCGACGCUCAACAGAACAAGUUGGCAGAUCGGAGAUGCAAACAUACCUGUCGAAGGCCUUGCAAGCACGCCUGUUGCAACGAAGGCGUCAAAAAGAGAACCACAGCGGCGAAGCAAUAUGUCUUUAAGGCCACGACACCGAAUGACGGCCCUGAUCACUCCUCUUCUAUGAGCAUGACAGUCAAAGAGAAGCCGAGCAAAGCAAAGCAAAGGAAGUUUACGCAUAAACCAUCCGCCGAAAAGCGAAAGGCAGGAUACCUUUCUGACGACACCUCUGACGACGAUCUGCACGCCGGACCUCUGUCAAAAAUAAAAUUGCACAAGACAAUUGAAUCGAAGAAGGCAGCUAUCAACAAUGCUUUUAGCGACUCUGAGGAUGAAUUCAAUGACCCUUCAUUUGAUGAGAUCCUUUCCAAUGUUGAGGUCGAGAAGCAGGCAACCACAACCAACAAUAUCACUACUACCACUGCGAAUAAUCAGGUUCCGAACCAAAACAAAAAGGUUUCCAGAAGAGCAUCCUCGCUCUUCAAUCAGCUCGACGACAGCGAUUGGCCCUCAAAGCCGAAGCUGCACCGUUCAUCUGAAGCCUCGGGUCUUUCGACCGCUACGUAUGUGCAAGGCUUGCAAAAAAAUCAUCUCCCAGCAAUCCACACAUUGAACUCAACUGCGGCUGGUAAAUCCAUCGAUCCAUUGCAAGAUGCGGAAGAAGAUCAACUCGACAGGGAUGAUGACAUUGAUGAGCAUUACCCUGCAUUCGCCGAUGGCGUCCACCCUCAGGCUACAAUAUCUUUCGUUCGCGGUGCAGAUGAAGAUGUUGAUGCCGAAGUUGAUCCAGCACAUCACCGCACAGAUGAGCCUCAAGCUGCGGUACAGGCACUCGACCCGAUGUGCGAGUCAAUCUCAUCUUUCCCUGGUGACAUAGGUGCAAGCUUGAGUCGCGGUCAAAAAGCCGUCGACAAUGACGACAGGGAGGAGGAAGAGAUGAAAUUUGGCGAGUUCAUCGAGGGUUGGGGCGAAGAUUCAACCGUGGCUGGUCCCGAUGACCUGCCUACAAAAGCAGCCCAGCUGGAUGACCAAGUGAUGAGCUUUGAGGAUGAUCAAUGCUCGAAUAUCGGUGAUUCGGGAAGUCAAGAAGCCUCUCGUAUGAGAUGUGUGGCUUUCGACACCCUUGAUACGAUCGAAGAGAUUUCGGAGCCUGUCGUCCCCGCUUCUGAACGUGCAACAUCUGCAGCGCCUGCACAUCAGUCGCAAGCAGCACUGAUCCUGGAAUCCUCGACUUCUGCAGCAACACGAGGUCAACCGGACAUCCCAAGCGCAAGUUCUGUCGCCGCAUGUCAAACGAAAGGCAAGCGUACUCGAAGCUCAGACAAAUUGUCUACGGCCAAGCAGCAGCAACAUCAGCAGAAGCAACCAGGCACGAACGAUGUUUCCGGCGGCCACGUUAGCGCAAGCUCAGAUGCAAUGGGACAAGAGGACGGCGCUUUGCUCAUGGACGAGUUGGAUGCAUGGCUGGAGAGCAACGAGGCGGAAAAGAUGGCAGAUGCAAUUGCCAGUGAGAGGUAGGGUGCAGGUAGAGCAAAGAAGGAAGGCUAAAGCCGAGCUAAGCCAUAUGGAUUCGCGGUCCCAGACCCUCAAGCACGUCCGUGCCCGUCAGCUGCCCAUUGUGUCCCAGAAACCAACGAAUUGUAUUCAGAAGAUUCGAGCAACAUGCUGUCAUUGG